AUGUCCCAGGCAAGAAUAAACUUCGACCAAGAAUGGAUCGGUCUAAAAGUCCAUAGCAUUGACUCAGGAGGAGAAACCAUAGAAUGGAUCCUGAAUCAGAAAAUCUACGAAAAACAGCGAGACUUUGACCAUCAUGGGAAGGAAGCACGAGCAAUCUUUCGAUCCACUGAUGCAGACGACAAGAAUGGUAGCAUGAGAAUUCGAAUGCUACUUGACGCCAAACAUCUCCAUACCUCCAUUCUUAACACACAUCGAGACAGAAAUCAAGGCGCUCCGCAAACUCACUGA
Molecule: messenger RNA, 288 nt
Organism: Talaromyces marneffei
Lineage: Eukaryota; Fungi; Ascomycota; Eurotiomycetes; Eurotiales; Trichocomaceae
Exons: 2
Coding region: 1-288 (95 amino acids)
Source: RefSeq, a predicted model, not a curated record